CAACGUGUAUGAAGACAUCGCCGAUUUGGUUCAUAUCUGUUUUAAUCACGUUAGUUGAAUAACAUACAAAAUAACAAACAUGGGGACCGCGUUGAUUUACGACGAGGAGAUGACUAAUUACAAACUGCUCUGGGUAGAUCCAGCAUGUAAGAUCGAAGUUCCUGAACGUCUCACUGUAAGCUAUGAAGCUUUGGUGAAAAGUGGUCUCGCUGAUCGAUGUGUCUCCCUCCCUGUUCGAGAGGCAACUGAUGCAGAUAUUCUUCUUGUUCACAGUGAGGAAUAUUUGGAGGCGGUGAAGAAAACCCCUUACAUGACUUUGGAAGACUUGAUGGAUUUCUGCUCCCAGUAUGGGGACGUUUACUUUCACCCAAACAUUUAUCACUGUGCCAAGCUGGCUGCUGGGUCUGCACUUCAACUUGUUGACAGUGUCAUGAUGGGAAAAGUGAGGAAUGGCAUGGCUCUGGUCAGACCACCCGGACACCACAGUAUGCGCAAUGCUGCCAGUGGUUUCUGCGUGUUCAACAAUGUAGCCAUAGCAGCACAAUAUGCAAAACAAAAAUAUGCAGUAGAGAGGAUAUUGAUAGUUGACUGGGAUAUACAUCAUGGUCAAGGGGUCCAGGACUGUUUUGAAGAUGAUCCAAGGGUGCUCUAUUUCUCAUGGCACCGCUAUGAGCACCAGAAAUUCUGGCCCAACCUUCGAGACUCUGACUUUGACAGGGUCGGCAAUGAGAAAGGAGCUGGGUUUAAUGUCAAUGUACCAUGGAACAAGGUGGGGAUGAAGAACAGCGACUACCUUUCAGUCUUUUGUCAUCUUUUUUUACCAGUUGCAUAUGAAUUCUGCCCAGAUUUGGUGCUGGUGUGUGCAGGCUUUGACUCAGCCAUUGGAGACCCCGAGGGUGAGAUGUGUGCCACCCCUGACAUCUUUGCCCACCUGACUCACCUACUCAUGAACCUUGCAGGUGGCAAGCUGUGUGCGGUGCUGGAGGGAGGAUACAACCUGACGUCCCUCCCCCAGUCUGUUUGUCAGACCGUUCAGACCUUACUUGGAGAUCCUGCUCCCCGACCUGCAAACCUCGACGGUCCCUGUCUUAGUGCACUUGAGUCCCUUCACUGUGUUCGAUCAGCCCAUAAAAAGUACUGGUCCUGUCUCAAACAUGCAGCUGAUCUUCCCACCUGUGAAGUCAGCACUAAGCGGAAUAAAGUGGGUGAAGAAGAAAUAAACGAAGAACAAAGCAAACAGGAACCAGUUUGGCGAGAAUGUCCCAAAACACUCCCCCCAGAUAUUUCUGCGGCUGCGCUGCUCCCUGAUGAUGGCAUAUGUCCAGAGAGAUGUUAUUCCCUGAAGUCAUCAGAAGAUCUGGACCCAUCGAUAGUCAACAAACUUAAGGAGCAUAUCCUUAAAGAUACAGAGGAUUGUGAAACUCUUUCAACACUAUCCAGGCUUACUGUGCUUAUAGACAAAAUGGAAAAGAAUGAGAUCGGCAGUGGCUUAGCACUGGUGAAAGAUAUCUCUAAAGCAGUAAUAUGUGUUGUCCAACAUGCUGCAGCUGCACCAAUGAACAGGGUUUUGGUUGUGUACGUUGGAGAUGGUGUGGUUCCAUUUCACACCAAUGAAGAUGGAAAAACUCUGGUGGUGCAGUUUACUACCCAGAAGUCAGAAGAAAUUCAAAGCAAGUAUUUGAUACCUGUGUGUCUGCAGAAGGACUACAGCGACAUUCCAGGGUUUAUUCAGGCCACGCUGAGCCUCCUGCUGCCUCUGGGAUAUGAGUACGACCCCAGUCUUGUGGUUGUGGUGCAGACGUCAGGUUGUGGGCUGAGUCACAACGUCUGGCAGCAACUAAUAGGUCUACUGCGAGGCCUUGCUCAGGGACACACAUUAGUCCUAAUGCAGGAGGAUCAAAAUGCCUAUGUUGGCCCUACUGCGUCUUCUCUACUUGGAGACCCCGCCCCCCCGUUAGGCCCUCUGGAGGCUCCUCUACCAGAGAAUGUGGAGUCCACAGAGAAGCUAAGACUCAGGUUGAAGGCAGACUGGAAUUUUCUGCUGACCACUGGUAAUGUCAAGUAAUCAGUAACACUAACACAACCUACAGAUGGACUCUUCUGUUAUAUACACACAGCCCAAGAGCUGAGCAGAGGUGACGUGGAUAAAAGCUGAACUAGAGGUUCCUUUUUCUUGGUAUUAAUUUAAAAAAAAGGACACAUCUUGUGGUAAAUACAGUUGUCAAGUAAAAUCUAUUUGUAUAGUUAUUGACAAAACACAUUUAUCUUAGUGGACUAGUUUUUUUUUUUAUAUCAACCCAUGCUGUAAUGACUGGACUCAUACAUUUCAUACUUUUCUUACUUUAUCUUUUUAACAAUGUUGAAAACUGAGACCAUUGCCUUCAAUUUUAAUAAAACUUAAUGGAAAAAG
Molecule: messenger RNA, 2410 nt
Organism: Cynoglossus semilaevis (tongue sole)
Lineage: Eukaryota; Metazoa; Chordata; Actinopteri; Pleuronectiformes; Cynoglossidae
Gene: hdac10
Product: histone deacetylase 10
Exons: 19
Coding region: 80-2065 (661 amino acids)
Biological process (GO): epigenetic regulation of gene expression
Molecular function (GO): deacetylase activity
Source: RefSeq, a predicted model, not a curated record